AAAAGUUGUUGCACGUUACGUGCACACUUCCAAGCAACCAAAAUUCUUCCUGUAUUAAAUCCGCGGAUAAGGAGACGACUUUUGAGGCGCCUCAAAAGUACCCCUAGCUUGAGACGAGCGGUCGAAGGUGUGAACACCGUCUUCAAAACUAGGGGUCCGCGAUGAGGAAGGGCUGUUGGUUGUUGUUGCUUAACAUGACCCACUCCAGCAGGGCCAUGACCAGAAGUGCAUUGUGACACCGCUCCCUCUGUAGAAAGCCGCUAACCGCAUCGAGUCCACGUCUCAGGGGUAUGCUGGGGUAGAGCGCGGAAACAUCGUACGUUGCCAGAAGAACAUUUCGUGGAAGAGUCUCACACACCCACACUCAUGCACACACACACACGCAUGCACAUGCACGCAGAGAGAGGCACAUGCACAGGCACAGGCACAGGCACAGGCACAGGCUUAGGCACAGGCACAGGCACAAGCACAGGCACAGGCACAGGCACAGGCACAGGUAUACAGCAACACGGAGAGGGGAGAACAGAGGAGCGCGAGAGUGGGUAUUCGUGACGAUCCGGCUCAGUGCGGUACAG
Molecule: messenger RNA, 575 nt
Organism: Closterium sp. NIES-67
Lineage: Eukaryota; Viridiplantae; Streptophyta; Zygnematophyceae; Desmidiales; Closteriaceae
Source: the annotation of a GenBank genome assembly